Messenger RNA from Vespa velutina, 1693 nucleotides. Its product is annotated as odorant receptor 13a-like. NCBI's taxonomy places the organism in Eukaryota, Metazoa, Arthropoda, Insecta, Hymenoptera, Vespidae. The transcript is spliced from 7 exons. Gene Ontology annotation, biological process: sensory perception of smell; detection of chemical stimulus involved in sensory perception of smell. Gene Ontology annotation, cellular component: plasma membrane. Bases 120 to 1325 code for a protein of 401 amino acids. The record is from RefSeq and is a predicted model, not a curated record. Gene Ontology annotation, molecular function: odorant binding; olfactory receptor activity.
UAUAAAUCUAUAAAGAGAAAAAAAUUAGGAAAUAUUGAUGAAGCUCUAUUACAAAGAUAAUUGUUCAAUAAAUAAAUCAUAGGGUGGACUCAUUUAAAGAAACUCAUUUUCUUCGACCGAUGUUGAGAAUUUACAUUGUUUUUUUCUUAUAUAUGUCAUCCUUGCUAGCCAUGGAGCUUGACUUUCACGGUACCAGGAGGGUAAUAGAUUUGAUCAAACGUACGAUGAAUUGCGCGGGAAUUUGGCCAGAAAAGAUUCACGAGCCCAUUUUCGUUUUUUUCGCUGUUUAUUUGGUUCUACAAUGUACAAUGGGAGUCAUCUCGAUUAACAAUAACAUAUCUGAUAUGGAAUAUGUUAUUGCUUGCUUAGAAGAGAACGUGUUCAAUUUUAUGACGCUAUUCAAGAUAUGCAUAUGCAGAAUGAAUAGCAAUUCGUUGGCCAAAAUUUUAAAGGAAAUUAAACUCGAUCUUAUUCCAGAAAGAUACAAAACCGAUGAGGAAAAGAUUGCUUUUUUAAAUUAUAACACUUUUAGUCUAAAGCUCGUUAAGUUCACUUUAGGAACAAGCAUCACAGCCUGUUUGCUGUAUUAUGUGUCCUUUUCAGCUACCAAUAUUAAAAAAGUCAUUGCAAAUUCAUCUUACGGAUACGUAUUGCCAUACAAUACUCCUCCGCCGAUCGAACCGACAAAUCUGAUAACUUACAUUUUUCUUUGUCUAUAUCAAUUUUUAAAAGUACUAAUUUUAAUCUUCGGUUACGUCGGAACUGAUUGUCUAGUAAUCAGUAUGGUACUCCACGUCAGCGGUGUUAUCUCUGCACUUUCCACCAAAGUAAAGUACGUUUUGGACAAUCCGGAGAAUCGUAAACGUCGAAUAAAAGUAUUAAUUUUGAGACACACACGUCUAAUACGGUUAGCUGAUACUUUGGAAAAUGACUUCAACCUACUAAUUUUACAACAAUUAUUGGGAAGUACCUUUCAUCUUUGUCUUCUUGGUUACGACGCGCUCGUUUCUAUAUCGGCAGGAGAGCAACACAAGUUACUCGCUUUUGUUAUAAUUGCAUUUCGUGUUUUAACCACGCUAUUGGCUUAUUGCUAUAUCGGAGAGUGUCUUAUUAAUGAAAGCACAUCCUUUGGUGAAUCAUUUUAUCACUGCAAAUGGUACAACAUAACGCAAGAAGAGAUUAAGUUAAUGCACAUUUGUAUGAUGCGAUCGUCGAAACAAAUGGAACUGACAGUCGGCAAAUUCUUUAUAUUGUCGUUGACUACAUUUACAGAUGUUGUCAAGACAUCAAUGGCGUAUUUAUCCGUACUUCGAACGUUUAUGUAAAGAAAACGGAAAAAAAAAGAAUACUAAACAGGAAAGGUUAAAAAAAAAAAAAAAACAAUAGAGAAUUUUACGUUUUACAUUCAAAUUGAAAAAAUAAAUGAAAAAUAUAGAUAUUAUCUUAUCGAAAAAAUAAAAUUGAUUAAAUAAUCGACGUUACGUUUCUUUAUUUCAAACAUUUAAUUUAAGAAGAAACAGCUCACUGUUAUUGAUCUAAAUGAUAAUAUUAAAGAUAUUUUAUUUUACUUUGUUCACAAUCUCGUAAUUUCGUAUACUGUGCGUCCGUGUUUGCGAUAAAAAACAAACUAUACGUGGUAGCGAAGAAAAGAAAAAUCGAAAGAACGAUGAAAAGAAAAGGGAGAAAGAAAGAG